AUGGCAUCAGACGAAGCAUAUUUUGGAAGCUUGUCGGUCCCAUUGUUUGGAGUUUUGACAUGUGCUGGCAUCUAUUUCCUGAGACGUUAUUUGAAAGGUGCACAAUUCAAUGAAUAUGUGGAAGCAAGAGGAAAAAUAGCAUUAGUUACUGGUGCAAGUGCGGGUAUAGGGAAGCAAACAGCUCGAGAGCUUAACCUUCGGGGUGCCACCGUUUACAUGUUAUGCAGAAAUCAUGCAAAAUCGCAAAAUGCAAGAAUCGAAUUGACAAAAUUGGGUUGUGAUCCAACGAGGUUAAUAUUGAAAGAGGUGGAUUUGGCCAGGUUUGCAACGAUUCGAAAAUUUUCUGAUGAAAUCAAGCGCGAAGUGGGUAAAAUAGACAUACUUGUAAACAAUGCAGGAAUAAUGUUUUAUCCAAAAUUCGAGUUGACAGAAGAUGGCCAUGAAAUUACAUGGCAAACGAAUUACCUCGGACACUUUUUACUUACUGAACUACUACUCCCGUUGAUUAUGAAAUCACCGAAUGGACGAAUUAUUAACGUUUCCAGUUCACUUCACAAGACAGCUGAUAGUGUUGAUAUUUCCAUAGUUAACAACAAAAAGUACUUCAGUAAAUCGAUGCCUUACGGCAGAUCUAAGUUAGCUCAGGUUAUGCAUGCCCGUGAAUUAACAAGACGACUAAGGACAAAGGAUCCAGGAACUACAGUGACAAUCAAUGCUGUACAUCCUGGUGUUUGUUUCACUGAACUUAUGCGCUACACGAUUUUCAGCCGGAAAUAUAUCCUAAAAAUCAUCUCUCCAAUUCUGUGGUUCUUCAUGAAAACUGAUAAGGAUGGUGCGCAGACAACAUUAUAUGUAGCGUUAAGCAAAAAUGUGGAGGGUAUUUCAGGCAGAUAUUUUGGGGAAUGUAAAGAACAUACUUCUUCGUCGAAUUCAUUGGAUGACGCUAAAUGUAAUAUACUAUAUAAUGAGAGUUUGGAAGCAGUGAAGCUAUCGGAAUAAUUUGGUUGCGCUAAAUUUGCAGGGAUUAUUAUUCAUAUUAGCUUGUCAAAACUGAUUUGUUAGAGAGUGAAGAUAUCCUUAGUUGGUUAAGCUCACAUUUCUCUGAAUUUUUUUCUAAUAGGAGUAAAUGUGCCAUGCUAAAUAUGCUGCGAGAUGCAGCGCUUUAACUAUG
Molecule: messenger RNA, 1171 nt
Organism: Loa loa (African eye worm)
Lineage: Eukaryota; Metazoa; Nematoda; Chromadorea; Rhabditida; Onchocercidae
Product: oxidoreductase
Exons: 8
Coding region: 1-999 (332 amino acids)
Source: RefSeq, a predicted model, not a curated record